This is a messenger RNA of Symsagittifera roscoffensis, 1334 nucleotides long. RefSeq names its product enoyl-CoA delta isomerase 2-like. The transcript is spliced from 3 exons. Bases 474 to 1304 code for a protein of 276 amino acids. Lineage: Eukaryota; Metazoa; Xenacoelomorpha; Acoela; Convolutidae. The record is from RefSeq and is a predicted model, not a curated record.
AUUUCUAAAGGAAAAUGGUCUGAGUAAAGCACGUCAUUUACAAAUGCAGUGAACAAUUCUGUGUGCGAAGUUAAAAUGAUAUCAAGAGUGUUGCCUGAGCGAUGUGUGGGUUCAUAUACAAGGGGCAUUAAGCUAUGAUCCUCAAUAACCUCUAGGAAUAGUUUUGAGUAAUCACAGCCUCCAUCAGAAGAUGCCCAACAGAUAUGAGGCAGAUUUAGGUCAGCUAAGAUUGUGUACGAUUUGUUAAAUUGAUGUUUCAUCUUCAUUUAGAUUAGUUUAUUGUAAAAAUCCUGACAAUGCACAUUGUUGCGAAAACGUUUGAAAUUGACUUUUUAACAAAAAUUUCUACUGUAAUUGGGUGAUUUUUCUGAUUUCCAAUAGGGAACAUCGUUACUGACAAGCGCUUUCGGAGGAGCUUACUCACUGUUGAUUUUCAUUUUUGAAAUGAAAUUAUUUCAAUUUUCCAGUCGGUAAUGUUAAAGAGACUCUUGCCACUAGCGAAUAUUCCAAUUAUCAAGCGCUGUUCUUCCGAUUGUAUAAGGAACGAAGUUUCCAAUGGUGUUUUUCGUAUUCAAAUUAACAAUGAUAAACGGAAAAAUGCCCUGACAUGGAAAAUGUUUGAAGAGAUCGGUAACGCUUUGAAAGAGGCGAAUGGAAAUCCCAAUGUGAAGAUCACAACAUUCACAGGUGUCGGAGACUAUUUCACAAGUGGGAUUGAUUUGGCAAAUUUUGCUGGCAUCCCGUCUAUGAGUGAAGAAGAAAGAAUAGCGUUUGCAGAUGAACACCACCUUUAUAUUCGUUACCUGUUUGAUGCUGCUAUAGACCAUGAGAAGCCUCUGUUUGUGCUCGCCAAUGGUCCUGCAAUUGGUCUAGGAACAACUGUGUUAGGUCUGUGUGACGUAGUUUAUGCAACACAAAGAGCUUUCUUCCUCACCCCGUUUGUUACCCUUGGCAUUAACCCAGAAGGGUGCUCCUCCCUAAUUUUCCCUCAAAUGCUAGGCAACUCAAGGUCAAAUCGACUAUUGCUGCUGGGAGAACGAAUUUCUGCUCACGAAGCGAAACAGUUUGGACUCAUUACUGAUGUAUUUGAAGAUGAAAUGUUUGAGAAGAAAUGCGAAGAAAAUAUUGAUCACGUUUUGACAAAAUUGAACAUUGAGGGAAUGAUGAAAGUGAAAGCGCUCACUUUUGACGAAGAAAAGAGAAAACUGCUCAAAGAAAGAAACAGAAUUGAAUGUGAAAUGUUAAGAGAUUCGUUUAUGUCUGAACAGUUUAAACAUAAAAUUGCUAAAAUGUUCAAAAAUUAGAUAUCAUUUUUCUUAUAAUUAUAAUUUUUG